AUGGCACUCUCCGACAAGGAGAACCCGAAGAAGUGGUCAUACACAUACAAAUGGACAGUAACCGGCAUCGUCGGCAGUGCGGGCUUUGUUGUCGCUUGGGCGUCGGCUGUGGACUCUGAAGUCGCACCUCAGAUCGUCGAGCAGUUUGGGGUCGGCCAAGAGGUGUCGUUGUUGGGAACGACGCUGUUCAUGGUUACGUUUGGUCUUGGAAGCUUGAUCAGCGCUCCCUUCUCUGAAGUGGUUGGAAGGAAUCCCGUCUACAUCAUUAGUCUCAUUAUUUUCGGUCUCUUUACCAUGGGAGCUGGACUGGCAACAGACAUCGAGUCGUAUCUUGUGUGCCGCUCCUUCGCCGGACUCUUUGGCUGCCCGCCGUUGACUAACUUCGGCGGCACGACUGCUGAUCUGUGGACUCCAACAGAGAGGACGUACGUCUUUCCAGUACUGGCUUGUUUGAGCUUUCUGGGCCCUUUCUUAGCACCCAUGGUUGCGGAUUUUGUCGGGCCAAGCCCACUGGUCAGUUGGCAAUGGACAGAAUGGCUUACCCUGAUCUUCACCGGAGCGCUCGUCGCCGGCAUCCUCUUCUUCGCUCCUGAAACCUAUGCUCCCGUAAUCCAGAGUUGGAAAGCCAGCCAGCUUCGAAAAAUCAGCGGCGACGACCAAUACAUGACCGACAAGGAAAGGCACAGCCCGCCGUUCGGUACUCGCCUUCUCCGCAGCAUCUACAUUCCGAUCAAGUUCCUCUUUACGGAGCCCAUCACAGAUCUCUUUGCACUGUACCUCAUCAUCCUGUACAUCAUACUCUUUGGCUUCCUUCCCGGAUUCCAGUUCAUCUUCGGCGAGGAAGGGAUUUACGGCUUCGGCCAAAACCACACCGGCUUAUGCUUCAUACCGAUGAACGUCGGCUUCCUCCUCGCUUUAAUUCCUAUAUUUCCCAUCUACCGCCGCUUCAAGAGAAAGAUGCAACAGGAAGAAGAGCGAGGCAAGGACAAGGUUGUGCCGGAGGAGAGGCUGUUGCACGCCAUGAUCGCCGGGCCAUGUCUCCCCAUCAGCCUCUUCUGGCUGGGCUGGACAUCUUGGCUGAGUGUUAGCUUCUGGUCUCCACUUAUCGCUUCCGUCCGAUUUGGCUUCUCCGUCAUGGGCAUCUUCAUCUCGUGCUACCAGUACAUCAUCGAUACGUACGAGACCAUGGCGGCCAGUGCUCUGGUCGGCAUGACAUUGCUGAGAUACUGUGCGAGCGGGCCGAUGGUUAUCGUCUCGCUGCCCAUGUACACCAAUCUCGGUGUUCACUGGACCCUGACUUUACUCGGUUGUUUGAGCGCAGUGAUGGCGCCAGUGCCUUUCUUCUUUUAUUUCGGUGUGGGUGCUUGGGCGAGGAAGAAGAGCAAGAAUGCAACAAGUUUUGAAUGA
Zasmidium cellare ATCC 36951 is the source of this 1407-nucleotide messenger RNA. RefSeq lists its product as uncharacterized. The record is from RefSeq and is a predicted model, not a curated record. Gene Ontology annotation, biological process: transmembrane transport. Lineage: Eukaryota; Fungi; Ascomycota; Dothideomycetes; Mycosphaerellales; Mycosphaerellaceae. The transcript is spliced from 4 exons. Gene Ontology annotation, molecular function: transmembrane transporter activity. Bases 1 to 1407 code for a protein of 468 amino acids.